GCGGCGGUGGCAGCCGGGGAAACGACAGCGGCUGCCCCAGGAGCCGACUUCACCUUCAGGCCGCAGCAUGAACGGCAGCGUGGCGGGCGGCGGCUUUUCCGAGCAGGUCAUCAGCCUCACUCGCCGACCCUCAGGCCUGGGCUUCAACAUUGUUGGUGGGACAGAUAAGCCGUACAUUUCCAAUGACAGCAGCAUCUAUGUCAGCUGGAUCAAAAAGGAUGGGGCAGCUUACCUUGAUGGCCGGUUACAAGAAGGAGAUAAAAUUUUAGCGGUCAAUGGCAGAGACUUGAAGAAUUUGCGGCACAAGGAUGCUGUGGAACUGUUCAAGAAUGCAGGCUGUGACGUGUCUCUGAAAAUUCAGCGCAGGUUGCAGCCACAAAAUGGCCCUGUGGGUCAUCAAGGCGAUGGAGAAUCAGGUGGGCUUCCUCUAGCCACCAUUCUUGUGCCAGGCCUGGCGCUUGCUGUGGCAGCAGUCUGGAUCUUGCUGAGGUAUCGACAGCGGAUGUGAAGAUUUCACAUUUUGGAUAUCACUGCAUAUUUUACACAGCUAUGAUGUAAUUUAAAGAUGGAGAAUCGACGAUCUUAUCACAAACUGAUGUCAAAAAGGAUGAUUGCCUAUCAUAAAGCUGCUGCUGCUGUUCUUUAUAUAUUGAUUUUGUUGCAGAAUGGAUGGAAGCAGAGAGGAAAAGGGGAAGGGAGAUGACUGUGUUCACACGUAGAGUGGGAUGGCUGUAUUUUUGACUAAUCUGAGGAGGUUUUGCCAUCCCCCUCUGUUUUGCACCAUGAACUUUCAAACACAUUCAUCUAUUCCAUGUUUUAAGAUGUGGCUUUUGGUUAUAGGGAGUGGGGAUUGGGGUGGUUUUACAUCAAAACAUUUACUAGAGGCUUUGCCUUGUUUCCACUGAUUUUUUUCUUGAAACUAAUGAUCCCUGUCUGAACCAUGAAUAAAGAGAAGUAAUGCGGAGGGUAUAUUAUUUUUUCAUAGAAUUUUUGUUGGUUGUUGCUACAUAAAUGCCUUAAGAAAAUGGUAUAAAAUCUAACCUGUGAUUUCACAGGUAAAACCAUCGGUAUAGCUGAUGAUUUAACAGUAAUAUGCGGUAUUGGUGAGGUAUUCUACCAGCUCUGGAAAGAUAGAAGAUAGCCUGCAGCUAGAAAAAGACUGAUUGCCUGAGUGACUGCUCAUGACUGCUCAUUCUUGGGUCAGAGUUGUAAGAGAAAGCUUUCCACAAAAUGCUAGGGUACUGGAGACAGUCAGAGAAUUGAAUCACAAGGAUAAGCAGUGGCAAGAGAUUUGGACAUGCUGAAGCUGCAGAAGAGUCUUUAAAUUAGCAAUGAAGCAAUAGGCUUCAUUUUUUUGUUUUGUUUUGUGGGGAAUUUAUUUAAAGUUUUCUGUAGCAGUUAACUUGCUCUCUGCAGUCAGAAAAUCUUACGAUGAUUGAAAGGGAGAAACCGAGAGUAAGCUGGGGUUGUCCUGGCUAUAUUGCUUGUUUGUGAAGACUAAUGUGAUGUUCAGGAGGUAGACUGGCAGAUGUAAGCCGGGAUAAGGCUUAGCAAGUAAAACCAAAGGGAGAGACCCUUGCUCUGGAAAGCAUAUUGCUGAAUUUACCUGCAGAGUCUCAUCUCACUGUGAUUUGAAUGGUUUUAAAUGCCCCAUCUGACAUGAGCUCUUUGGAGUAAGACCUGUUUCUCUUGUCUCCAAGAAAUCAACGUGUUUUGUUGUUUCUGUAAAGGAAAAGCAAAAUGCAUGGUCUGGUCUGUAUGGUGCCAAAAAAAAAAAAAAAUCACCUAUGCAAUAUAUGUAUUCAGACAAAGAAAAACCAGUGUCUUGGUGCUUUA
Messenger RNA from Falco peregrinus (peregrine falcon), 1836 nucleotides. RefSeq names its product synaptojanin 2 binding protein (gene SYNJ2BP). The coding region runs from base 68 to 508 and encodes 146 amino acids. The record is from RefSeq and is a predicted model, not a curated record. The transcript has 4 exons. Gene Ontology annotation, molecular function: protein binding. Lineage: Eukaryota; Metazoa; Chordata; Aves; Falconiformes; Falconidae.